Messenger RNA from Cyanidioschyzon merolae strain 10D, 4770 nucleotides. RefSeq names its product ubiquitin-specific protease. Gene Ontology annotation, molecular function: cysteine-type deubiquitinase activity; protein binding; cysteine-type endopeptidase activity. Gene Ontology annotation, biological process: regulation of protein stability; protein deubiquitination. Bases 1 to 4770 code for a protein of 1589 amino acids. Gene Ontology annotation, cellular component: nucleus; cytosol. The record is from RefSeq and is a predicted model, not a curated record. Lineage: Eukaryota; Rhodophyta; Bangiophyceae; Cyanidiales; Cyanidiaceae. The transcript has a single exon.
AUGAGGAACCAAGCUCGUCGGACACCUGCGCAAACAGGUGAUAUGCGGCAGCCUCGGGCACUGGGCGCUCCCGCGGCUGCGGAACAACAGCCGUUGAGCGCUUCCCCGCAAGAUGUUCCUAUGGAGACGAUGUUGCCCGAUUCGGCCCGGAUAGAUAAGAAUACUGGCGGUGAACAGUUGUUGGAUCGUUCACAAAGCCCCGAGACACAACCGUGGGUCUGCGUCGGUGACGAUGAGUUGACGUUCCUCGGGGAAACAACAACGCAGCGGCGGAUAGCCGCGCCUGCAGCAGUCCGAAGACAGCCCCUGAACCCGUACUUUUCCCUAGCAGCACCAGACAGGGGUUCCGAGCCCUACGGGGUUCGCGCUGACGAUGAGACGGGAGACUGCGAAGGCGAGGACGACGUGGAGGAGGACUCGUUUGUAUCCUCAACCAGUCAUGGCGACGGUAACUGCGAAGACAGUGACGGUACGACCGAUCGUCUGGAUCAUAUGCGGCCUCUGAUUCGUUCUGGUGUGGUGGAUGUGGAAAAUGCUGCGGAUUCCUCUACCGCUGGCUCCUUCGAUGAGAUCGGGCCCGCACGUCCAAUGCGCAGCGUUCCCAGUGUGCCGGAGAGCGACUUUAUCGAUAUGGAGCUGGACACGCGGAACCACCGGGACCUAUGCAGUAGACUCGUUUCCAAUGCUAUCGUUGUUUUCGAAUAUGUGCUCAGAGAUGUGACCAAACUGCUGCGGAGCCCGGUGUACAGACAGAAUAUGGACCAGCGUAGUGGAGGUGGUGGCGUAGCCGGUCGACUUCGCGUCACAUCGCCUUGGCUGGAGGCCUUUGGGUUCCAGUGGCGCUUGCUGAUUUUUCCACGCGGUAACGGCGACCCAGAGGGAAAAUUCAUGUCUGUUUUUCUGGAGUGUAGCCCGCUCGACUCUGCUAGGGAGGAGCAGAAAAAGAGUUGGCGAUCACAUGCGCGCUUCCAGCUCGCACUGAAGAAUCAAACUGGAGUGCGUCCGCCGAUUAUUCGGCGUGAGAUGGCUGGACACAUGUUUUCGCCACGGGAGAGUGACUGGGGCUUUCAAGAGUUCGCCCCAUGUGCAGAGUUGGAAAGUCCCCGCUUUGGAUGGCUCAUUCACGAUCAGAUUAUCUUUCGCGUCUGGAUCGAGUUCGACAAGGACUCGUAUACUUUCAGUGAGCAGUACGACUCCAAGAGAGAGACGGGUUUUGUGGGUCUCAGGAAUCAAGGCGCAACUUGUUAUAUGAACUCCCUACUUCAGACGCUGUACAACAUCGGGGCGUUCCGGCGCGCAGUUUAUGAGUUGCCCCUGCCACCGCUUGAAGGUGAAGCGGCUGAAAUGGUGGAUCGGGGCCUCGACAGCCAGGCACCUGCAUCCGAGACUUCUACGGGGACGCCGCUCACUUUUGCGCUCCAGCGGGUGUUCUUUGAUCUUCAACAUGAAGACCAAUGUGUGACCACCAAAGAGCUAACAAACGCUUUCGGUUGGACGGACGCCGAUGCCUUCACACAGCACGAUGCGCAGGAACUGAAUCGACUGCUCUGCGAUACACUGGAGGAGCGCAUGAAAGGCACACCUUUGGAGGGCACGAUCGCGCGCCUCUUUCAGGGUCAGGCGAAGCGCUUUAUCAAAUGUGUUCAUGUCGAUUUUGAGAGUUCGCACGAUGAGUGCUUCUAUGACCUAUCUUUGAACGUGAAGGGAUGCAAGGAUCUGUACGACUCUUUUCGGAAGUACAUCGAGGUGGAGACGUUAGAGGGCGACAACAAGUACUACGCGGAUGGAUUCGGUCUACAGGAUGCAAAAAUGGGGGUCCAGUUCAUCAAGUUACCACCGGUUCUCCAGCUUCACUUGAAAAGAUUUGAGUACGACUUCAAUCGUGAUAUGAUGGUGAAAAUCAACGAUCGCUAUGAAUUCUACCCGGAAAUCAAACUGGGUGAGUUUGUAGAUGGCUCCACUGGAGCCGACGAUGAAGAAUACAUUUAUGUGUUGCAUGCGGUUCUAGUUCAUAUGGGCGACGUACAUGGAGGUCACUACCACGCCUAUAUCAGGCCGGACCCUGGAACGGAGGAGGGCUCUAAGAUUUGGUUCAAAUUCGAUGACGAACGAGUCCUGCGCGUUACGGAGUCUGAAGCCGUUGAAGACAACUUUGGGGCACCACUCGCGGCGAACGGUGUACCCUUUCCGCCACAACGUCGCUUUACCAAUGCUUACAUGCUCCAGUACGUUCGCAAGAAGGAUGCGCACAUUUACUUGGGUGCGUCCACAGAGGCUGAUGUCCCGGAGGCGUUGCGGCAGCGAAUCGCUUUGGAAAAGGAGCUGGAAGAGAAAAAGAUUCGCGAACGAGAGGAGCUGCGCCAGAUGAUGAACAUCCGCCUGAUUACGCCGGCAAUGCAGAAGGGCUAUCACGGACUGGACUGGACGGAUCUGAAUCAGGGCCUCAUUCUACGGGUUCGACGUAGUAUGCUUUUGGGUGAAUUCAAGCAAAUGCUCUUGAAAGAGGUACUCAGUCCUGAAGGCAUCGAUGCGAGCAGUGCGCUGUCGAACGAGAACUUCGACGGGGACGCUUGCCAGAGAAUGCUCGUUUGGACGUUUGUGGCGCGCAUCAAUCAGACCAUUCGGCCAAGUCGCCUUCUCAACGAUGGAAACCAUGAGGAGCCACUCGAGAGGGCAUGGAAUGAUCGAGCAAUCGCCCGCAACAAUCAAGCUGGGGCAAGUCCCGGUAGCAUGGGUAGCUCGAUCCAUGCGGUGAACUUGUUCAUCGACGUCCGCCAGGAACCGGUCCGCUUGGCGGCCCUGUUUGACAAACGAGAGUGUCUCAUGCUCUUCAAAUGGUAUGAAUCGGCAGAUCCACCGGCUCGGGAAUCUCCCGAGCUUCGCGUCCUCGGCUGGGAUGUUGUGCCGAUGCAUCUCACGAUGCAGAAUCUAGUAGCUUUACUCAGAGAGCGCAAUGUGUUGCCCCGCGUACCGCUGUCGGAACUCUAUUGGUAUGAGGAAGUCACAAGUCAGGAUGCCAAGGAGAUCGUCUCUGACGUGGCGCUCUCGACCGCCCGUAAUCAGUUGCAAAGCGGAGAUAUUAUCAUAUUCGGAAGACGAUCACCUAUUCGGCAGCAAACUGAUCAGACGGCUCGGGCACUGAACGUGAACGAGUCGGGCAACAAUUCCGAAGCACCGGUAUCCAGUGCUGCGCUGCUCGCAAGUAUCUUGCAGGAUCCGGAUCUCUCAGUUGAGGAACAAGCAAACGCGCUCUACCGGCAUAUGUUUUGGGAUGCGCGGGACUUUCUCCGGCACCGUUGCGAUGUUCGACUGGUUCCGCUUACUCUUCAGAGAAUGAGCGGUGCUGCAGGAGACGAGCCUCUCACCGAGGAACCUUCUCGCGGGGGAUCCGUCGCAUCGGGACCCGGCUCAGAUCAGCAGAAUGCAUCAGAGAUCCUAUUACGAAACGUAUCCACGCAGUUGACGCAGUAUGGGUUAGGAACUCUGCUGGUCGCGAAACUGCGCAAUCUGCAUCAGCAGCAGCAGGGUCUAGAUUUGAUGCAGACUUGCGGAGUCACUGCCGAGGAUCUGCGACCUAGCCGAGUUCGCUUUCAUCGAAGAGGCUUUUCAUCGCUAGAUGACUUUCUCUAUCCGAGAGAUUCCGAUCCGAUCCCUAUGAGCGGUGCUCGAACGCGGAAAAUACUCGAAUGCAUCGUAUCCAAACAACGAAUUGUGAAAUUGUUCUAUGAGUUCAUCGAUACCGAUGCGGAAGCCUUCGAGGGCAAGCAGGAAGUGACGAUAACUUGGCGACCAACGCCGAUCGAUAUGAUUGGACGAAAAAUUCUGCUCGCCUUGCCGCUGAACGCUACCUACGGGGACCUGAUUCGGGAACUGGAGUCGAAAUUGUCCGUCACGGAGCGUACGGCGUUGCAGUCGCAAUACGCAGGCAUACGAGUGCACGAACUGUGGCAGAAGAAAAUAAUUGCUGGUAUCGUACCCUUGGACCGCACUGUUACGGUUCUGGGUCCGGAUAGCAACCGCGAAAACUUUGAGAUUCUGGCGGAACCGGUUCCGCCUCAUGAGACCCCUGAAGAGCUCUCCCGCCAAGGCUGUGUGCUCAUUCGAGUUGCGCACAUAUCGAAGAGUGCGUCACCACCGUUGUACGGGAUCCAGCAAGAUGAGAACUACGCCGCUGGCGGUCUUGCGACGGUGAACAGUUUCGGAUUGCCGUUUUUGCUGCGGGUGCCGUCGCCUGAGAUCCAUGGCACUUUGCCUGUUCAACAGCUCCAAACGCUUAUUCAAGAACGUCUCCAGCUACCUGAAAACGAGUUCCGACAAUGGCGCCUGCUGUAUGUACGUCCAGCGGAGCGGCAUCCCGUGAUCUACCUGCAACCCAAUGGGCACGAAGAGAGCGAGCGAUCCGCUGCGCUGGGCUCUCCAGAAAACACCGAAAAAGCUCACCACGGUGAACAACCUGUGAAUCAUUCGGAGACCACCAAGUCAGGGCGACCAAGCACUGAAAAGAUAUCCGAGUUGGCUGUGUCGAACGGUCGCCAGCCGAGCGUUGCAGAGGGCGUCACGGGAGCCGCGGUUGACACUGCUACCAUGCUUUCGGCGGAAGAGAAACUGCUGCGUCGGGGGCUCAUCAACCUGCAGGAUUGCAUUGUCGAGAACGAUGAUACUUAUGUCCACAAUUUUAUUGGUCUAGAGCAUCAUGAUUCGAACGCUACCAAGCGGAGAGCGACAUCGCGACUGAGAUACCUGAACGACAAGCCUUUGAAGAUUGCUUAA